GGUGGGGAGAGCCGGGCAAGGGAGAGAAGAGCGGCGGGUCGCCCUGUGGCUUAUAGACGGGCGGUUUUUUUUUUUUUUUUUUCCCCGCUGGCUCGCGCCGGCUCUUCUCCCACUCCGCUCGGUCCUGCCUCCCUCCCGGCCGAGGGAGAAAGGGAGCGCGAGAAGUCAUGCAUCCAUUAAUGAACUCCGCGCGCGGGAGUGGCAGCGAGCGGGGAGGGGGAGGCCGGCCCGGCUGGCGUUCCUCCAAGCACCCCCCCACCCACCCCCACCUCCGUGUCUCUUCUUCACCGCCGGUUCUGGUCCCUGGGACUGACUGACGGACUGAAUGAAUCAUGAGGUGGAUGCUGCUGCUGCUGCUGCUGCUGCUGUUGGUGGUGUGAGGCGUUUAUCUGGGGCAGACGGUACCGCAGCCUUCAGCCUUCUUCGCGCGGCGGGGUGAAGCGGGAGGGAGAGAGAGUGAGCGACCUCCUUUUUCUCCCCCGCCUCCCCCGGCCAGUUCCGGGACCUGCCACCGACCCAUUGUGCCAGCCUUGCCCGCCAACCCCUUGGGGUCCUGCAGCAGAAGAACCGCGGCUCUCCAUGGCUCCUGAGGAGAUGCCCGAGAAAUCCGCUGUUGUUUUGGUCCCAGCUCCAACAUCUGCUUCCUCCACAGGGAAUGUUUCAUCAGCCAAGCACAACAGCAUUUUGCACUGAUUGCUCCUUCCUCUCCACAUGGCCUUUCUACUAGUGUCAGCAUACCUUCUGCUGACUCCUGCUCAGGCAGCUCCAGUUGAGAAUGGGGCUGUCAUGGAGACACUGACAUCGCAAAUCCUACUCAGCAAUAAGAGUGAACACUAUUUAGCACAAGUGAGACCUCCUGGCACAAGCAGACAAAUACCUCAGACCAUCAUCAUUGGCGUGCGUAAAGGAGGGACCAGGGCCUUACUUGAAAUGUUGGAUGUUCACCCAAACAUUGUGGUAGCAGCUACUGAAGUCCAUUUUUUUGAUUGGGAUGAAAACUACGUGAAAGGCAUAGACUGGUAUAGAAGCCUGAUGCCAUUUUCAUAUGAAAAUCAAAUAACUAUUGAAAAAACGCCAGGCUAUUUUACCUCGCCACAGGCUCCUGAAAGGAUUCACGAUAUGAAUAGCUCUAUUAAACUGCUGCUUAUUCUAAGAGACCCCACAGAGAGAGUUAUCUCUGAUUACACCCAAGUCUAUUACAAUAGGCUGGAAAACCACAAGCCUGUUCAGCCCUUUGAAGACAUUGUUAUAAAAAACGGAGCCCUUAAUACCAAAUACAAGGCUAUCCAGAGAAGUCUGUAUGACGUCCAUAUGGGGAGAUGGCUUAAAUAUUUCCACUUGGAUCAGAUUCACAUAGUUGACGGGAAUACCUUGAUCAGAGACCCUCUUCCUGAAUUGCAAAAAGUGGAAAGAUUCCUUAAUCUGCCUUCCAAAAUUUUGUCUUCAAAUUUUUAUUUUAACCAGACCAAGGGCUUCUAUUGCAUUAGGAGCGAUGGAAGAGAAAGAUGUUUGCAUGAAUCCAAAGGGCGCCCGCAUCCUGUGGUCAACAGUACGGUCUUAGGGCAACUUUACUCCUACUUCAGAGAGCACAAUGAGAAAUUUUAUAGAAUGAUUAAUCAUUCUUUUGACUGGCAUUAGUAACUCCGAUUUUGAAGAAAAGGGUUUCCUUGUAAACAGUCCUUGGAUAAAUUAUUUUCAAGUUCUUCCUCUUAAAUUCCGGGUUACAUUCAUUUUGAUAAGAAGAUGAUUAUUUUCCUCCCUGAGAGAGUCUAGGCGUGCAUUAACGUGCUCAAGGAAGAGAGGCUUAACUUUGGCUUUUAAUUACUGGAAUGAACUUUGCACCAGCUUAAGUCCCCCAACCUCAGUGGAGUUAUGUCAGAACUACACUUACAUUGUCUGUUUCUAUUCAGUUUUACGAACAAAAGAAGCUUAGCAGAAAACCACUUUAAUUGAUGCUUUAAGAACAUAUAGCUGAAAUGUUAUUAUUCUACUUACAGGUUUUGUUGGCUGCUGUUAUUUUUCUAUCCAGCUCCAUGACAGUGGGACUGAUUUUUAGAUUUUUUCAUACUGUAAGAUAAUUAUAUAUUAGAAGAAAAGAUGACUUAGUGGUUCCAUUAUAUCAUUUUAUUUAUUCAGUGAAAUUAUAGCUGUAAAGUAUAUGCCAUUUAAAUAUCAAAAGUGAGUUUAAACAGUUUUGGUUUAUGUUAUGGGUCCCUCUGUGUAGGAAUAUUUGUAAUCGGUAACACAGUUAUUAUUCACAUAGGUUU
Pseudonaja textilis is the source of this 2267-nucleotide messenger RNA. RefSeq names its product heparan sulfate glucosamine 3-O-sulfotransferase 1-like. NCBI's taxonomy places the organism in Eukaryota, Metazoa, Chordata, Lepidosauria, Squamata, Elapidae. Gene Ontology annotation, molecular function: [heparan sulfate]-glucosamine 3-sulfotransferase activity. The record is from RefSeq and is a predicted model, not a curated record.